Messenger RNA from Chrysoperla carnea, 1101 nucleotides. Its product is annotated as beta-1,4-glucuronyltransferase 1-like. The transcript is spliced from 4 exons. The record is from RefSeq and is a predicted model, not a curated record. The coding region runs from base 1 to 1101 and encodes 366 amino acids. NCBI's taxonomy places the organism in Eukaryota, Metazoa, Arthropoda, Insecta, Neuroptera, Chrysopidae.
AUGCUUAUUCACACGGAAGCUCAUCGUCCACAAUUAAACCCUGAAUUGGGAACGGAGAGCCCAUAUCGCGUCCUAUACCAUGUGAUUAACGCAACUAUACAUAAUAUACCUCAAUUAACAUAUUGUACACAUGCGACACCUGAAUUUUUAUUUCAAUUUAGUGAAAUUGUACGGUUUUGGGAUGGCCCAAUUAGUUUAACUGUAUUUGUUCCACAAUCUGACGCACAAAUUGCAAUUAGUUAUUUAAUACAAAUAUGUGAUUGCUUGCCACAAAUGUAUAAAGUUUCGGUACAUUUUGUAUUUCCUGUAAAUAAUUUCGCAAAUAAAUAUCAACAAUUACAUUUACAACAACAAACAAAUGAAUGUUUAGUGCCUGCCUCAUAUAAUAAAAUUGUAACUUAUAGAAAUAAAAAAUCAUUAGAAUAUCCGGUAAAUGUAGCCAGAAAUAUUGCACGCCUUGGUGCUAAAACUCAAUAUGUUUUGGUAUCGGAUGUUGAAUUAAUACCAAGUGAUGGUUUAGCAUACAAAUUUAUAAAUAUGCUCAAUCGUUUACGAUUCAAACAUGAUGGACAAUUUUCAACACGUUAUGUGUUUGUAGUGCCUGUUUUUGAAGUGGAAGAAUCUGAAAAAGUGCCUCGUACAAAAUUUACACUUCAACAAAUGUAUGCAAAUAAUAAAGCAAUUUAUUUUCAUCGAUGGAUAUGUAUGCAUUGCCAACGUUUUCCUGGUUUACAAAAAUGGCUUUCGAAAUCUUCUAAUCCUGAUAUUAUUAAGCCCUUAGUGGUUGUAAAACGUGAAUAUCCUUACCAUCGUUGGGAACCGAUAUUUAUUGGAACAAAUCAAGAUCCAUUGUACAGUGAAACAUUAUCCUGGGAAGGACUUCAAGAUAAAAUGACACAGAUGUUGGAAAUGUGUUUUUUAAAAUAUCGUUUUGUCAUAUUGGAUAAUGCAUUUUUGGUGCAUAUACCUGGUAUAAAACGUCGAACAAAUAACAGCAUAUGGCGUCGACCAUACCAACGACAAAAUGCUAAAGCAUAUACAAUUAUAUUAAAACAAUUAGCUAAUAAAUAUGAAAAAAAUCAACGCUGUAGAUUACAAUAA